AUGAGUUUAUUAAUCACACGAUUCGUAUCGGCGGUGGUGUUGUUUGCGCUGACACUUGUUGUGGGAACGGUUCCGGUGUUGUGGUACCAAUCGUGGCUCCGACGCAAACGUCACCAUCGGAUCCGCGACAAUGAGAUGACCGCCGAGACCAGCCUUUCGGACAAUUUCUACGUCCAGAUCGUGACCCAAAUGGGCGGAGGAAUACUGUUCUUCACGGUCUUCGUCCAUAUGAUACCAGACGUGAGGAAUAACUUUGAGAUAUACCUCAAGAGUAAUCACUCGGUAUUCAACGACAACUCCGACGGCAACUCCGGCCCCAAAAGCAUCGAAGAUCUGAGUCUUCCGUAUCUGGAAAUUGCCAUUUGUUUCGGUUUUUUCGCCAUUUAUUUGACCGAAGUUUUGAUGCAUUCACUGCUCGACCGAAGAAGAAUCAGUUACCGGACGGGAAGUGUUAAAGAGUGCGACGAAAGGACACCAAUACUGAACAGAGAGCACCGACGGAGUCGGCGGUCGCCCAGCAGUCAUAGUGCGGACAACGACUCGAUUGUCAUUGUUAUUGAUCACAGAAGUGAGUAA
Messenger RNA from Medioppia subpectinata, 576 nucleotides. NCBI's taxonomy places the organism in Eukaryota, Metazoa, Arthropoda, Arachnida, Sarcoptiformes, Oppiidae. The record is from the annotation of a GenBank genome assembly.